Erigeron canadensis is the source of this 564-nucleotide messenger RNA. RefSeq names its product circumsporozoite protein-like. The record is from RefSeq and is a predicted model, not a curated record. NCBI's taxonomy places the organism in Eukaryota, Viridiplantae, Streptophyta, Magnoliopsida, Asterales, Asteraceae. The coding region runs from base 1 to 564 and encodes 187 amino acids. The transcript is spliced from 2 exons. Gene Ontology annotation, molecular function: zinc ion binding; nucleic acid binding.
AUGUCGGGCUCCGGUUGGAUAAUCCGGCCAAAAGAUGCCGAUGGUUACGAUCUUGCUGCAUUAUAUGAAGAUGAGCCAUUAUCAAAAGAGGGUAAGUUGUCAAGGAAAAUCCAUUUUAGCAGAUGCACCCAUUGUGGCAACAAAGGUCACAACUCUAGAACAUGUAAAGGUCAACCAGGACAAACCAGUCAAGGUGUGAACAAUAAUAGUCAACCAGCUAGGAAUCAAUCCAGUGGGAGUGAGGCAGGUGGAAAUGAAGCUGUGGGAAGUCAAGCAGGUGGCAGUCAGUAUAUGGGAAGUCAAACAGGUUGCAGUCAAGCUGUGGGAAGUCAACCAGCUAGCAGUCAAGCAAGAACAAGUCAACCAGCUAGCAGUCAAGCAAGAACAAGUCAACCAGGUGGCAGUCAAGCUGUGGGAAGUCAAGCAGGUGGUAGUCAAGCAGGUGGCAAUCAAGGUGGUGGCAACAGGCUUGUUAAGAAGGUCAGAAGUAAAAGUCAAAGAAUUACAAGGCAAAAGCUUGCCAAAGUUGGCCUGGACCAGGAUUGCACAAAGAUGAUGCUUUAG